GAGAUGACGUCAUCUCGGAGCCCCGAUGCCGGCUCGGAAGGGGGGACAAAGUGCGGGCGGAAGUGGCGUCCAAGGGGCGGGGCCCUGGCGGGGAGGCGCUUCCCGUUUCCGGUGCAGCCGCGGGAUGGUGCUGAUCAAAGAGUUCCGGGUGCUGCUGCCCUGCUCCGUGGCAGAGUACCAGGUGGGGCAGCUGUUCUCGGUGGCGGAGGCCAGCAAGAACAACACAGGGGGCGGGGAGGGCAUCGAGGUGCUGGCCAACGAGCCCUACGAGCGGCCGGGCGAGGCCGGCCAGUUCACCCACAAGAUCUACCACCUGCACAGCAAGGUGCGCUUCGUGAAGAUGUUGGCGCCUGAGGGCUCCCUGGUAUUCCACGAGAAGGCCUGGAACGCCUACCCUACUAACGAGUACAUGAAGGACGAUUUCAUCAUCAAGAUCGAGACGUGGCACAAACCCGACCUGGGCACCCAGGACAAUGUUCACGGUCUGGACAUGGAGACGUGGAAGGGCGUGGAAGUCGUUCACAUAGACAUCGCUGACCGGUCCCAGGUGUCCGAGGAGGAUUACAGAGCAGAUGAAGAUCCGGCUCUUUUCACGUCUGUGAAGACAGGGCGAGGACCACUUGGUCCAGACUGGAAGAGGGAAUUAGCCAAUUAUAAGGAUUCUCCCCACAUGUGCGCCUACAAGCUGGUGACGGUGAAAUUCCGCUGGUGGGGCCUGCAGGGCCGCGUGGAGAAAUUCAUACACAAGCAAGAGCGACGUCUCUUCACCAAUUUCCACCGGCAGCUCUUCUGCUGGCUGGACAAGUGGGUGGAUCUGAGCAUGGCCGACAUUCGCCGAAUGGAGGAGGAGACGCAGAAGGAGCUGGAUGAGAUGAGACAGAAAGGCGCCGUGCGGGGGAUGACGGCCGGAGACGAGUGACCCCCGGCCGGUGCCAGCGGGACACUGACAUGGACUCUGCCCCCUCCCGCCUGGGAGUGAGGACCCAGCUGCCUUCGUGGGACCCCGGGGAUCCCCCUUCGCUCUCCGUCCAGCUGGGGGCACUCUGAACCCCCUUUCCCGACUGAUCAUGGCCUAGUGAUCUCUGGCGGGACAGCCCCAGCCCAUCCCACCCAGGCACUGCCAGGGAGAGUGGGGGGUGCUGGUCCUGGCAACCUCCCGAGCUCUCCCAGGUUUCAACAGGUUCCUGUCCCCACUGGAAUCAUGGCGGGGGGAGCAGGGAGCCCCCGGAAAUGAUUACAUUCCCCUGGGGGACUGAUAUUCAGUGUCGGGGGAGGACACCCCAGACCAGGCACUCUCUGCAGGGCUCCAAGUGCCCAGGGCGGGGGCAGUGGGGGAGAUCUGCCUCCAGACACCCCCUCCGCCCCCUGCACACACACAUGUUCUGUAACUCAGGAUGGUGCAAAACCAUGAUCAAUAAAACAAGAACUUGUCAGA
Messenger RNA from Dermochelys coriacea (leatherback sea turtle), 1435 nucleotides. RefSeq names its product phosphatidylinositol transfer protein beta isoform-like. Gene Ontology annotation, cellular component: cytoplasm. Gene Ontology annotation, biological process: phospholipid transport. The record is from RefSeq and is a predicted model, not a curated record. NCBI's taxonomy places the organism in Eukaryota, Metazoa, Chordata, Testudines, Dermochelyidae. Gene Ontology annotation, molecular function: phosphatidylcholine intramembrane carrier activity; phosphatidylinositol binding; phosphatidylcholine binding.